AUGGUUGUCAACGCUUCUCAUGAAAUUCAAAAAUCUGGGACCUACUUGACCAUACCUUCCUUCGAUGGACUCUGGGGUCACGGCUUCUUCGAGCUGAAUUGGUUUGGUAUGCCGCACAAAUACAUAGGAAAAACGUUCGCUGCACUAGCUGCAGGAAAGCAACCAAGAAGGCACUACGAGCUUCUUUAUCUCGUGCCUGUUACGAAACCUACCGACAGUUUUACUACAAAUAUUCUUGCACCAAAUUUCGACGUGGACACUCUGAUGAGAGGAGAAUGCCUCGGCUACUGGGCCCUGUUAUUAGAAAAUGGGAAUUCGUCCAUACCAACGAACGUAUUGUAUUCUUCAUGCUUUACUCCUAAACCUCGUUGGAUGCGAGAAAACUGUUGUGCGUUGUCCAUGCUAAGCCUAAUGGACAUGCUUAUACCCGGAACGCACAACUCCGGAAUGUGCAAGCCAAGGUUCAAGUUUCCGCACGGACAGUUAGUAUAUAACCAAUACGAAAGCAUCAUGCAACAGCUCGCAUAUGGCAUUCGCGCAUUGGAUAUUAGGGUGCAGUGUUACAGAGGAGAAUUUUACGUUACCCACGACGUAGUGCGAGGACGAUUGACCAUACGACAAGUGCUCAGAGAAGUUCGCAAGUUCGUUGAAGCGACGGGAGAACUGGUGCUUCUUGAUGUCCACCGGUUCCCGAAGGGAUUCGAAGGGAGUUGGCAAUUCGUUGCACAGCGACAUGAAAAACUUGUGGACGUCAUUGUCACGGAGUUAAGUGGUGUGCUUCUUAAGCGAUUGGACUAUUCAAAAGAGCUGAAUGACAUUUUUAAUGGAUGCAGAAGAGAAAGAAAAUUGCGAGGUCACGUUGUGGUAUUCUAUAACUCAAAAUACUACAGUGGACCUUACGAAGGUUUGUUGGCACCCGCAGUAGUGCAUAAGUGGCCGAAUGCGCAGAGCAAAGAGGCACUCAUUGAAUACAUUAAUAUGGUUUCCAUAAUGGCGGAGCUCACGCCGAAAUUUCCAAUGUUCGUGGUUAGCACUCGUAGGAUUGCGCAGUGGGUAAAUCACGACAUGACCGAAUAUUUCAGGCAGAAACAAGGGACAUGCACUGGUAUUAUUUCUACAGAUUACUUUCUUGGUAAUGCGAUAAUUGACGUAGCGAUCGAGGCGAACCUUGUGAAAGGGCGAAAUAGACUAUCUCUGAACUCGUCCGGGCGCCACAACUACUGCAACGUGUCUGAUUUUCUAUAGAAUAAACUUACAAAUGAAAUUAAAAAAAACUUA
Molecule: messenger RNA, 1278 nt
Organism: Dermacentor andersoni
Lineage: Eukaryota; Metazoa; Arthropoda; Arachnida; Ixodida; Ixodidae
Biological process (GO): lipid metabolic process
Molecular function (GO): phosphoric diester hydrolase activity
Source: RefSeq, a predicted model, not a curated record